Messenger RNA from Magnolia sinica, 3222 nucleotides. RefSeq lists its product as uncharacterized. Gene Ontology annotation, molecular function: helicase activity. The transcript has 7 exons. Bases 451 to 3087 code for a protein of 878 amino acids. Lineage: Eukaryota; Viridiplantae; Streptophyta; Magnoliopsida; Magnoliales; Magnoliaceae. The record is from RefSeq and is a predicted model, not a curated record.
UACCGGAAACAUGUUCGUCAGUUGAGGAUUAUGUUGAGUCAUAUAUCUUCCCUCUGAUAGAGGAAACACGUGCAGACUUGUUCUCUAGUUUAGAAGCUGUCUCUGAUGCUCCUUUUGCUGAAAUAACAGCUAUAGAGGAAUCAGAGUACACAUCAGAUUUGUCUGUCUUCAUCGAAGUUAGUGGUUGGAAACGUGGAUCAGGUUUUGGUUACAAACCAAUGCCUGGAGAUAUUUUGGGUUCUUUCUAAUGUGAUUCCAGAGGCUGCGGCAGAUCUUCUAAGAUAUGGCAAGACUUAUUUUCUGGCAUCAGUUACUAAUCCUGAAAUUCCUUUUAUUGAUGAAAAAGAAAAUUCAAAGUCAGUUACUUUGGUUACUGAAGUUGAAUCGGAUGAAGAAUACCGCAGGGGUUUUCCAAUUAAAGUAUCAAAGAGCAUUGAAGUUGCAGAUGUAAUGGAGAAUUCACUUUAUGCAAUUUUUCUUACAAAUUUAACUACAAACAAACGGAUAUGGAAGGCUCUAAGCUUGGGGGCUGAUGCGGACAAUGAAAAUAUGAAUAUGAUCAGAGAGGUUUUGUACACCAAGCCCUUGGACGAGAGCUCAUGCAAUGCCUGUUCUUUUGGACAAAUAGAUGACUGGGCUACUAAAUUCGAUGGUGAUUUAAUCUCUUUAAAUAUGAAUGCCUCGCAAUUGGAUGCAAUCUUAAGUUCUUUAUCGGCUAUACAAUGCAAGCAUUCGCGUUCAAUCAAACUUAUCUGGGGCCCACCUGGGACAGGAAAGACUAAAACCAUUAGUGCAUUACUGUGGGUGCUCUUGGAAAUGAACUGCAGAACCCUUACAUGCGCACCGACAAACGUUGCAGUCAAACAAGUUUGCUCACGUCUCCUGAGCUUAGUCAAAGAAUAUCGUGGACGGGGUGAUGAAAAUGGAUUCUCUUGUUUUUCCCUGGGCGAUGUGGUGCUAUUUGGAAACAAGGAUAGAAUGUCAAUAGAUGAGGAUUCUCAACUUCAAGAGAUAUUUUUGGACUAUCGUGCUGAUCGACUUGCCGAAUGCUUUGCACCUGCAUCUGGAUGGAAAAAUAUGCUAGUUUCAUUGAUAUCUUUACUUGAAGAUUGUGUCCCUCAGUAUCACACUUAUUUGGAAGACAAAAAGGAAGAGGAGACUACUAGUUUUAGGGAGUUUCUAAAGAAGCGGAUGGAGGCCACUGCAGUACCCCUUUGUGACUGUUUGAGGCUUCUGCAGGUCCAUUUAACUAGAAGUUUCAUUUCUGAAAAUGUAUCUGCAAACAUUGUUGCUCUUUUCAGUUUGCUUGAAACUUUUGGAAGUUUGUUGUGCGCCAGAGGUGUAUCUGAUAAAGAACUGGAGGAAAUCUUUUUGCCUGAAGAUCCAGAGAGUGAAUAUUUUCCAUCUACAGAUUUGCUGCUUAGUGCCCAUUCCAUGUUGGAGGACUCUGCCAGAAAAGCUUUGGACAAAACAAGAAGAGAAUGCCUUUGUAUUUUAAGAGUACUUAAAGAAACUCUUCAGUUACCCCUAAUUAUUGGUGAGGAUUGGAUAAAGGGAUUCUGCUUGAAGAAUGCUACGCUCAUUUUCUGUACCGCUUCUACUGCUUCUUCGUUGUGCUAUUAUGAGAUGGAACCAUUGGAAGUUGUGGUUAUUGAUGAAGCUGCACAGUUGAAAGAAUGUGAGUCGGUUAUUCCACUUCGAACCAAGGGUAUAAAGCAUGCUGUUCUCAUUGGAGAUGAGCGUCAGUUGCCUUCUAUGGUGAAGAGCAAGAUCUCUGGGGAAGCUGGGUUUGGAAGAAGUCUUUUUGAAAGGUUGGGUUUGCUGGGGCAUCAGAAACAUCUGCUCAAUAUGCAGUAUCGCAUGCACCCUGCAAUAAGUGCUUUCCCAAAUUCCAAGUUUUAUGAUGGCCAGAUUUUGGAUGCUCCAAAUGUCACAGAUGCUAGCUAUGAACGGCAUUAUCUUCAGGGAAGUAUGUAUGGUGCUUAUUCAUUCAUACAUAUUGCUGACGGAAGGGAGAAGAAGGAUGGAACUAGUUGGAAAAAUAUGGUCGAGGUGGCCGUUGUCUUGAAAGUAAUCAGAAGCCUUUUUAAAUCAUGGGAUGGUACAGGGCAAAGCCUCAGUAUAGGAGUGGUGUCCCCAUAUACUCCUCAAGUUAAUGCGAUUCAGAAGAAAAUUGCAAAACAGUAUGAAAUGCACAAUGGCGUUUCUCUAAAGGUUAGGUCCAUUGAUGGGUUUCAAGGUGGCGAGAUGGAUAUCAUUAUACUUUCAACCGUCAGGUCCAAUAGAGAUGGAUCAGUUGGGUUUCUUGACAAGUUUAACCGAACUAAUGUGGCGUUGACAAGGGCUAGGCAUUGCCUUUGGAUUUUGGGAAACGCAUCAACCUUGAGUCAAAGUGAUUCUGUUUGGGGAGAAUUAGUAUAUGAUGUGAAGGAAAGAGGGUGCUUCUUCAAUGCCAAUGAGGACAAAGGAUUGGCUAAAGCAAUUUUACAAGUUAAGAUUGAACUAAAUCAACUCGAUGAUUUGCUCAAACCGGACUCUAUACUUGCCAACAUAACUAGAUGGAAGGUUAUUUUCAUUGAUGAUUUCCAAAAGUCUUUUGCGAAGUUUAAGUAUCAGAUCAAACAGGCAGUGUUUCAAGUGUUACUGAGGCUUGCUGAUGGUUGGCGUCCAAAAAGUAAAAGUCUAGAUUUAAAAGACUCCUUUCAGCUUGCAAAGCAGUGCCGGGUCAGAGAGCUGUAUAUUGUAUGGAUGGUUGACAUUGAUGAUGGGAGAUAUUUCCAGGUGUUGAAGGUCUGGGACAUUGUACCAUUGACAGAAAUCCCAAAACUUAUCAAGCGUCUGGAUAACAUUUUCUCAAAGUACACUGAUGUUUAUAUAGAGCACUGCAGAAUGAAAUGUGUCGAGGGAAAACUUGAAGUGCCAAUGAUUUGGAAUACACAAAAUGAUAUCGUUCAGUAUAAGAAACUCUACAAAACUGAAAAUGUGGCACCGGCGGCAUCUGGUCCAAGCAACAAAAGCAAGGGCAACAGGGCUAAGGAAAAUAACAAGUAUAGGCAAAAGAGAAAAGGUAAGAACAAUAAAAGAUAAGUCUUCUUCUUUUUUUAUUCUUCAAGGCUUUGUGUAAAUGAAACAUGUAAAAAAAAAGAAGUAUUGAAAUGGAACUUCAUUUAUAUAUGGAAUUUCAAGGAAAGAGAUUGUGAUGAGUUAUAGGUGUCCCUUUGC